AUGGAAUUUGCGAUCCACCUAGCAGCCAAUGGACCAGUCAAGUACGCGAUUGCCAAAAUCGGCGUCGAUCUCCAUAUAUUCGAGCUUCUGACGGAGAGUGACGGUCCUCUCACGGCUUCGCAGAUAGCAGAUCGAGUGGCCGGGGCCCCCAAACUUCUGACAGAGAGAAUUCUCCGAACUCAGGCAGCGUUGCACCUGAUUGACCAAUCUGGUGCCGAUACAUUUCAAUCGAAUCGAGUGACUGAGCUUCUCUCCAACCCGGACAUCAACUCUCUGCUGCUGUUUCAACAGCCAAUAUUUGGUCCUGCUUACCAAGCGCUGCCAGAAUUCUUACGAGCUCGGAAGUAUCAGAAUGCCGUGGCCGACGACGUCACGGCCUUUCAGGUCGCUUUUAACACGGAGUUGACGUUCCCGGAGUUUGUGAAACGGCAUCCUGAGCACCUUGGGAACCUACACAAGUCUAUGCAGCAGACCUAUGGCAGUCAAUGGACUGAUGAAUUCCCAGUUGAAAAGAAGCUUGGUCAGUGGGACGAGGAUGGAAACGAGAGGCCGUUGCUUGUGGACAUUGGCGGCGGACGAGGACAGCAGGCCAGUGCAUUCAAGAAAAAAUUCCCCCAUCUUCCAGGUCGAGUUAUUGUACAAGAUCGGGCGGAGGUGAUUGACCGUGCUGUUGGGAUCGAUGGAGUUGAGUUUAUGGUCCACGACUUCUUUAAGGCUCAGCCGGUCCUAGGGGCCAAGUUCUACUAUCUCCGGUUCGUACUUCACGACUGGCCGGACGAUCUCUGCGUCAAGAUCCUGACGAGCAUUGUUCCUGCCAUGGGCCCUCACUCGUGCAUCAUUCUGGACGAAAUGAUUCUUCCCGAUAUUGGGAUGUCUUUCUGGGCUGCCUUCAUGGACACGGCCAUGCUGGCUGCCAGUGGCGGGUCAGAGCGCAGCGCAGAGGACUGGGUCACGCUGCUUGACCGUGCAGGACUACGGAUGCUAGAGCUACUGGAAUACGAUCCGCAGAAUCUGUCUGUAAUCGUGGCAGUGCCCAAGCAAACAGAGGAUGAAUGA
Messenger RNA from Aspergillus affinis, 1056 nucleotides. RefSeq names its product S-adenosyl-L-methionine-dependent methyltransferase. NCBI's taxonomy places the organism in Eukaryota, Fungi, Ascomycota, Eurotiomycetes, Eurotiales, Aspergillaceae. Gene Ontology annotation, molecular function: O-methyltransferase activity. The record is from RefSeq and is a predicted model, not a curated record. The transcript is spliced from 4 exons. The coding region runs from base 1 to 1056 and encodes 351 amino acids.